Vigna angularis (adzuki bean) is the source of this 1737-nucleotide messenger RNA. Its product is annotated as probable WRKY transcription factor 32. The record is from RefSeq and is a predicted model, not a curated record. Gene Ontology annotation, biological process: regulation of DNA-templated transcription. Gene Ontology annotation, molecular function: sequence-specific DNA binding; DNA-binding transcription factor activity. The transcript is spliced from 5 exons. Bases 302 to 1669 code for a protein of 455 amino acids. NCBI's taxonomy places the organism in Eukaryota, Viridiplantae, Streptophyta, Magnoliopsida, Fabales, Fabaceae.
AACAAACGGCGUUAACAAAUACCGUGAAAUGGAAUAGAAGAUGAGCAGGUCCAAAAGACAAACAUCGAACGCGGGCAAACGGUUAAUAACAGUGCAGACAACCUCCGUUUCCAAGUCGCAGCAAAACCCGACAACCCACCUGAAAGAGAGAGAAAGAGAGUGGUCAAUAGCAGUCAACACAUCUUGUUUUCUUUCACUCGGCUGUUCGCUAAUCAACAAAACAAGAUCAAAUCAAAACCAGAAAAUGAAAAUUCGUGCUCGAAUCAUAAACUGAACAAACCAAAAAUUGUCGUGCACUGUCAUGGAAGAGGAAGAACCGAUGCAGCAACCGCUCACAGACUCGUCGCUAACCACCCAUUCAUCAACUUCCACUGCUUCCGAUGAAGAGCAACCCCACUCAGAAACCCUAUCUCUGCAUUCUUCUUCUCAUAUGCAAAGAAGCUCUACCGCAAGUAAGCUUGGUCAAGAUGAGAGUAAGCAGUCAGCACAGCAUUCUGAUGAGGAAACUAUUGUAAAGGAGACAGUAGAGGCACCUCAAAAACAGACAGAAAGUCAACUUCAGAUGUCUGUUUGUUCAACUUCAUCGUCUAAACUAUCACCAACUUCUGUAUCAAUGUAUUUAUCAUCUGCCCCUAGUUCAAGUGUACCACAACAGAGACCAUCUCCCAAAGCUGUAAAAGUGCAAAAAAUGGACAAAGGAACUCCUUCUGGUGAUACAACCUUGUCUUCAGUUUCUGUUUCAAGGACAUCUGCAUCUGAUGGAUACAACUGGCGGAAGUAUGGUCAGAAGCAAGUGAAGAGUCCUACAGGUUCUCGAAGUUAUUACAGGUGUACCCAUUCAAAUUGUUGUGCAAAGAAGAUUAAAUUUUGUGACCAUUCAGGAUAUGUGAUAGAGAUUGUUUACAAAAGUCAACAUAGUCAUGAUCCCCCACACAUAGUUGAUUCUACUAAGGAAAGUAAAUUCCUGCCUUACAGUGAACCUAAAAUAAAAUGCAGUAUUCCAAAGCAGUCUAGCAGAGUUCAAAUUGAUUCUGAUCCAUCUUCUCCAAGAAAACCUUUAUAUGAAUCACCUUGCAGUGCCAAUAAAAAUCAAGAAAACUCAUCCCAUGAUGAGAAUGACAAAGUUUUGUUGAAAAAAGAGCAUGUUAAUGACCCUGAGCCAAAAAGAAGACUGAACAAAGGUGAUUUAACAUGCUUGGAUUCAGCAAUAAAACCUGGAAAGAAACCGAAGUUUGUUGUACAUGCAGCAGAGGAUAUGGGGAUAUCAAGUGAUGGAUACCGAUGGCGCAAAUAUGGACAAAAAUUGGUGAAGGGAAACCCACAUUUCAGAAACUACUACAGAUGCACUUCUGCUGGAUGUCCUGUUCGAAAGCACAUUGAGACUGCUGUGGAUAACGCAAAAACUGUGAUUAUAACAUACAAGGGAGUGCAUGAUCAUGACAUGCCUGUGGCCAAGAAACGACAGGGUCCACCAAGGGCUUCCCUUGUGGCUGCUGCAGCUCCUGCUUCAAUGAAAAAUUUGCACUUCAAAAAAGGUGGUUUGGUACAAAACGAGGAAACUUCUUCUGCUCAAUGCUCAGAGGACACAGAAGAUGAAGCAUUGGACCUUGGUGGUGAGAAAGCAAUCGAAUCAGCUCGAACUCUUUUAAGUAUUGGCUUUGAAAUUUAACCCUGUUGAAUGUAUCUUUCAGAAAUCAUGCAACUUUUAUCCAUUUAUAAAUUAAUUGGUCGGUCUCA